Messenger RNA from Hevea brasiliensis (rubber tree), 1055 nucleotides. RefSeq lists its product as uncharacterized. The transcript has 3 exons. The record is from RefSeq and is a predicted model, not a curated record. Bases 208 to 762 code for a protein of 184 amino acids. NCBI's taxonomy places the organism in Eukaryota, Viridiplantae, Streptophyta, Magnoliopsida, Malpighiales, Euphorbiaceae.
CCUCGAAACAGGAAAUCCAUUUCAACCAGAUCCAAGCUAUUCAAAGGAAGAAGAAGAAGAAAAAGAAGAAGAAGAAGAAGAAGAAUCUCAACCCCUUCUAUUUUCUUUUUCUCAACAGCACACAGUACUCUUCCUAAAGACACACCAUAAGACAAAAUAACCUUUCUUUUUAACAAAAUUGUGAAAUUGAGUUGAUUUGAAGUCAAAAUGAAGGAUGAUGAUUCUCUUCCAACAUCCACAGCGGCGGCGACGGUAACGGGAACGGCGACAAUUACGAAGAAGGAAAGCUCCGAUUCUAAUAUAUUUGGGAAAGGCCGGUAUAAGUUCUGGGCUUUAGCUGCCAUUUUGCUUUUGGCAUUUUGGUCAAUGUUCACCGGAACAGUCACUCUUCGUUGGUCUGCCGGUAAUCUCAAUAGUCUAUCCGAUGACUUUGACGCUCCCAUCCACGACGACCUCGACGUCCUUGAAAUGGAGGAAAGGGAGAAGGUUGUGAAGCAUAUGUGGGAUGUAUACACCAAUAGCCGUCGGAUCAGAUUACCUCGAUUUUGGCAGGAGGCUUUUGAGGCUGCCUACGAGGAGUUGACUAGUGAUGUCCCUGGGACUAGAGAUGCUGCUAUUUCUGAGAUCGCCAAGAUGUCCGUCCGCUCCAUUGUUCUCGAUCCGCCUCCUUUUCAAUCAACGAGUGCGCGAGAAUUAAACAAGAGUCUGAAGUUAGUAGGGAAAGGUGUGGCAACUGCAACUUCAAGGAGCAGCGAUAAAUGAUGUGAAGAAAAUAAAAACCUUAGGCUUCAAUCUACAUAAUAUUCUACAGGGGCAAUUGCUCAUGUGUUGCUGCAAUCUGUGACAUGGUGGAAGGUGAAGCAUACUCGGUUCUUCGCGGUUUCAUAAUAGAGACAAAUUAUGUACUUAAUUAGGUUCUUGUUCUUCCAAGGUUUUGUUGGCACAAUCUUGUCUUAUGGCUGGACCUGAAAUAACCCUUUUCAGUAGAUGAAUUCAGUGAGAAAUUUUGAUCUUUUUUUAUAUAAAUUAAUUAAAGUGAAAGAAUUACUUUUUAA